AUGGUGCGGGUUCUGCUCUUACUCGCCUUUGUUGGCUUCUAUGGAGCCUCCUUCGGGCUUGAGCUCAAUCUGGACCCGGAUGAGCUGAUAGUAGCACAGAGGCAAAGCGCCGGGGGCCUGUUCUUCUACGACUCGAAAGGCGCGUCGUUGCUGUUCAAUCGCAGUCUCUUCGUCUACCGGGACUCGCAGUACGACGAUUGGUCGAAGUGGAGCGCCUGUUCGCCGCACACCUGCCUCGAGCACCGCUUCCGCCGCUGCUCCGACGACUCCUACCUCCAGCCAGUCAACCAGAUGACCUCGGCUCGUGUGUGUCCCUUCAAGUUCAUCGCCGAAGAGCGCCCUUGUUCUGACAAGUCAAACUGCAUCUCCAAUGGUAAGAAGGGUGUGGAUAGGAAUUGGCGGGCACACGGGAUUUUCGAUCCGUCCACGAUCUACCACGAAAGUUUCCUUGCCUACCUCUCAGCUCUACCGAGUCUAACCCGACCCUCCCAGGAAAUAGAGAGAAUGCGGAGCAUUUGUGGUGUGCGCGGCAAUGAGGACAAAAACGUUAGGAAACGCCCUCAAUACGAUGACUACGAUGAAGAGGAACCCCCGUACAGACUCAAGAUCCUGGGUGGAAGACCCUCCAAGCCAAAGAGUUGGCCGUGGCAAGUUGGCAUUUACAAAGCUGCCAAUUACAAUGCCUCAGAGGGUCUGACUCGCCUGAAAUCGGAGAACAUAAUGUGCGGAGGGACACUAAUUGCGCCCAAGUGGGUUUUGACGGCCGCGCAUUGCGUGAAGAUGAUUUUGCGCUCUCGAUCCAUUCCCUUCGGCCUCCCGACCGACAUAGACACACCAGAGAUGGCGCCGAUUUCUAUGUUGGUGCGCGUUGGCGACACGCGCCUCGACGGCACGAAUAAACAAAGUGAACAGGAGAGCGAUCAUGUGGUGGACCAGGUCAUCAUUCACCCCUACUGGGUCGCCGAACGCGUCAACAGUCCCUACGACAUUGCCCUGCUCCGGCUGGAGACCCCUGCUGAUCUUAGUAACGACACAGCGGGAGUAGCGUGCAUUCCACGGGAGGAGGAUUCGGGGCCCCCAGAGGACGCGAUUUGUUACUCGGUGGGAUGGGGAGAGAACACUAAGCCCCAGGGCUUCGACAGGCAUCCCAGGCGCUCCUUCUUCCGGCCAUUCUUCUGGCCUUUUGUGAGGAUGUGGCCACGUCGUGUGGAGAGACCGACGACGCUUCGUGAGAUUCGUGUGUCCAUCAACCCCCCCGAGAAGUGUUUCCACCACGACGACGAAAACGACGUUCAAAUUUGCGCUGGAAGUCAACAGAAGGGCGUCUGCGCCGGCGACACCGGUGGUGGACUGUUCUGCAAGAACGAGAAAGACGGUCUCUGGUACGUCUACGGCGUCAUGGGCUCGGGUCCGACCCAGUUCUGCUCGACGCGUCGUUGGCUCUACAACUCCGUGGGAAGCGUCACAAAGUGGAUCAACCACUACGUCGUUUGA
Mesocestoides corti is the source of this 1494-nucleotide messenger RNA. NCBI's taxonomy places the organism in Eukaryota, Metazoa, Platyhelminthes, Cestoda, Cyclophyllidea, Mesocestoididae. The record is from the annotation of a GenBank genome assembly.